Aricia agestis (brown argus) is the source of this 1591-nucleotide messenger RNA. RefSeq names its product opsin-2-like. The record is from RefSeq and is a predicted model, not a curated record. Gene Ontology annotation, biological process: G protein-coupled receptor signaling pathway; visual perception. Lineage: Eukaryota; Metazoa; Arthropoda; Insecta; Lepidoptera; Lycaenidae. Gene Ontology annotation, molecular function: G protein-coupled receptor activity. The transcript is spliced from 8 exons. The coding region runs from base 67 to 1215 and encodes 382 amino acids. Gene Ontology annotation, cellular component: membrane.
CGAGGUCUGGCAGCAGUCAGUCUGUGGUAUGGGCGACCGAGAACACUGCCGAGGGCUGCUCAUGGUAUGAUUCCCCCCAUAGACAUGGACAAAAACGAGACCUACCACCUCUACGGUGCGUACUUCGCGCCAUUAAGAUCAAGCGAUGCCGUAGAGAUGCUGGGCGAGGGUCUGACGGGCGAGGACCUGGCGCAGGUGCCGGAACACUGGCUGUCGUACCCGGCGCCGCCCGCCAGCGCGCACACGGCCCUCGCGCUGCUAUACACGUUCUUCACCGCAGCUGCACUUAUCGGGAACGGCCUUGUCAUAUUUAUUUUUGCCACAACAAAGAGUCUCCGAACCUCGAGCAACCUUUUAAUUCUACAACUAGCAAUAUUAGACUUUAUAAUGAUGGCAAAAGCACCGAUCUUCAUCUACAACAGUAUAAUGCGCGGUUUUGCGACGGGCGCCCUGGGCUGCAAGAUAUUCGCCCUAAUGGGCUCCUACAGCGGCAUCGGUGCUGGCAUGACCAACGCUUGCAUCGCGUACGACAGGCAUUCCACAAUAACCCGUCCUCUAGACGGGCGGCUGUCGCAGGGUAAGGCGAUCCUGAUGGUCGCGUGUAUAUGGAUCUACGCGACGCCGUGGUCCUUGAUGCCACUGUUCGAAGUAUGGGGACGAUACGUACCAGAGGGUUACUUGACGUCGUGCACGUUCGACUACCUGAGCAACACGUUCGACACGAAGCUGUUCGUGGGGUGCAUCUUUCUGUGCAGCUACGUGUUCCCCAUGACCAUGAUCAUAUACUUCUACAGUGGCAUCGUGCGACAGGUCUUCGCGCACGAGGCUGCGCUGAGGGAACAAGCGAAGAAAAUGAACGUGGACUCUCUGCGCUCGAACCAGAACGCGGGCGCGGAGUCCGCCGAGAUCAGGAUAGCGAAGGCGGCGCUCACCGUCUGCUUCCUGUUCGUCGCCUCGUGGACACCCUACGGCGUCAUGGCGCUGAUAGGGGCCUUCGGAGACCAGAACUUGUUGACACCUGGGGUGACGAUGAUACCUGCUGUGACGUGCAAAGCCGUGGCGUGUAUCGAUCCGUGGGUAUACGCAAUCAGUCACCCUAAAUAUAGGCAAGAACUACAACGCCGUAUGCCGUGGCUGCAAAUAAACGAGCCCAGCGACACCGCCUCCACCGGCACUACCGGUACUACGAACUCCGCCGCCCCCGCCUCCGCCUAGACUAUAAUCACAUAGCCUAGACUAUAACGGCAUCGCCUAUAACGACGACAACGCUUACGCUACGGCUAUAACGAUGACGACGCUCAGACUAACGAUGUCUCUCUCAAACGACUCGGCUAGAUCAUGGACUUAAAUUAUUAUGAACGAAAAUUUAGAGUAGAACUGCAAAAUAACGUGAGAAAACGCGUUCUUAAAGUAAUAAAAAAAUAUUUUUUGUGUAAACUUAAGCUCAAAUGUUAUUCGCAUUUUGUACUUGUGUCAACACACGACUCGGCUUGAUGACGGACUCGAUACUGCUACACAUGAUGUAAUGUGGAACGAAAUGUUCUGAAUUAUGAAUUAUAAUAAUGAAACAAUAAAGAAGCAUACUAUGAAA